AUGUAUUCUCAGGCUGAGGCUGCAAACCAGGGGAUUGGAUCACAUGGCAGCCCAGAAGCUCCUGAUGUUGUAAAACUCGAGUCUUCUCACCGAUUGUCGCCCAGCAUCAGUCUGCACACCUUCUCGGUUCCAAAAAGGGCGAGCCUUUUAGUCUCAUUUCAACCCUCGCAAAAUGUGACACUCCAAUUUCCUGAUGACUUGGAUCUCAUCUACGGAUCUAAAUCUCUGAAAGAAGAAGAUCGCUGCCUUACCUUUACUCCUUGCCAGCUCUCCGAUUCACCAGAUGCUGAUUUUUUCACAAUGUCAGUGAUAACGAGGAACGGGCGUGUCACAGGACUUCUCGGAAUCCCGAGGCCACAUGGUCGGCUGACAGCCAAAGUUGUUGGCACGGGAGGUGGCUUCUCAACACCGAAUAUCGAAAACAUUGGUUUUGCAAUUUGUAUUGCAGGAGGAACCGGCAUUGCGCCGUUUCUUGCAAUGACAAAUGCUCGGUGGGGAGCCAAUGGCUGUCCAGGAAGGGUCUCAUUAAUAUGGAGCAUCAAUGGAAAUGACUUCCCUUUGGUAGAAUACUUGGUACGGGGAAAGAUCCUCCAGAGCAUCCACUGGCUUUCUGUUACGAUUUUCGUCACAAAGGGUGAUGAUCUCGAUGGGCUGGUAGCUGGAAAGACGGAGGGUUGGUGGGCCAAGAAGAUUAGUGAAAUGCGAGUAGAGAUUGAUUCAAGUAUUCAGACCCGGUUCCGGAGGAUGGAGAUGGAAGAUCUGAAUUCGAUGAUUUCAAACAGUGAUCAUCAAGUUCUUUUCUGUGGGAGUAAAUCGUUGGAGUGGCAGGUCCGAAUGUGGUGCCUGAACAAGUGCCAAGUGGUCAAAACUGAGCUGUCUUAG
Messenger RNA from Clonostachys rhizophaga, 882 nucleotides. The record is from the annotation of a GenBank genome assembly. NCBI's taxonomy places the organism in Eukaryota, Fungi, Ascomycota, Sordariomycetes, Hypocreales, Bionectriaceae.